Helianthus annuus (common sunflower) is the source of this 405-nucleotide messenger RNA. RefSeq lists its product as uncharacterized. The transcript has a single exon. The record is from RefSeq and is a predicted model, not a curated record. The coding region runs from base 1 to 405 and encodes 134 amino acids. Lineage: Eukaryota; Viridiplantae; Streptophyta; Magnoliopsida; Asterales; Asteraceae.
AUGACUAUUCCAGACGCCUCUUGUGUUUUGUGUGGAGGAGAUUAUGAAGACGUCAAACACAUUUUCAUUGGCUGCAGCUUUGCUUUUGAAGUAUGGAACCAUAUUAUGAACUGGUGCAAGUUAUCUCCCUUUUUUACAUAUGAUUUUGAGGAUUUACUUUUACUUUAUAAGAAUGUCCAUUGUGGUAAAUGGAGAAAAAAGAUUGUGAGAGGUAUUGUUGGGAUUACUAUAUGGGCGAUAUGGAAAGCAAGGAACGAGAAAAUAUUUCAAGACAAGAAUAAGCUCGCUCGGGAGGUGUUGGCAAAAGUGAAAUCAAUGGCUUUUCUUUGGUUGCAAAAUAGAGCGAAUUUUUCUUGUAUUGUGUGGGAGGAUUGGGCUAAAUACCCAUUGUAUAUGUAUGUGUAA